Molecule: messenger RNA, 2343 nt
Organism: Nannospalax galili (Upper Galilee mountains blind mole rat)
Lineage: Eukaryota; Metazoa; Chordata; Mammalia; Rodentia; Spalacidae
Gene: Fbxl2
Product: F-box and leucine rich repeat protein 2
Exons: 15
Coding region: 101-1372 (423 amino acids)
Biological process (GO): SCF-dependent proteasomal ubiquitin-dependent protein catabolic process
Cellular component (GO): SCF ubiquitin ligase complex
Molecular function (GO): protein binding
Source: RefSeq, a predicted model, not a curated record
CUUGAGGAGAGGCUGGGUGCCGGGCUGGCGUCACCAGGACAACGGGCGUCGCCGGCGCCUUGUGACUCCGGGCUGUGGGCGCGCUUGCGGCUUUUCGGCCAUGGUUUUCUCAAACAGUGAUGAAGGCCUUAUUAACAAGAAGUUGCCCAAAGAACUUCUUCUAAGAAUAUUUUCCUUCUUGGAUAUAGUAACUUUGUGCCGAUGUGCACAGAUUUCCAAGGCUUGGAACAUCUUAGCCCUGGAUGGAAGCAACUGGCAAAGAAUAGAUCUUUUUAACUUUCAAACAGAUGUAGAGGGUCGAGUGGUGGAAAACAUCUCCAAGCGAUGCGGAGGGUUCCUCAGGAAGCUGAGCCUGCGGGGCUGCAUUGGUGUUGGGGACUCCUCCUUGAAGACCUUUGCACAGAACUGUCGAAACAUUGAACAUUUAAACCUCAAUGGUUGCAUAAAAAUCACUGACAGCACGUGUUACAGCCUUAGCAGAUUCUGUUCCAAGUUGAAACACCUGGAUCUCACCUCCUGUGUGUCUAUUACCAACAGCUCCUUAAAGGGUAUCAGCGAGGGCUGCCGGAAUCUGGAGUACCUGAACCUCUCCUGGUGUGACCAGAUAACGAAGGAUGGCAUUGAGGCGCUGGUGCGGGGGUGCCGAGGCCUGAAAGCCCUGCUCCUGAGGGGCUGCACACAGUUAGAAGAUGAAGCUCUGAAACACAUUCAGAACUACUGCCAUGAGCUCGUAAGCCUCAACCUGCAGUCUUGCUCACGUAUCACUGAUGAUGGCGUGGUGCAGAUAUGCAGGGGCUGCCACCGGCUACAGGCUCUGUGCCUCUCAGGUUGUAGCAACCUCACCGAUGCAUCUCUCACAGCCCUGGGCCUGAACUGCCCUAAACUGCAAAUUUUGGAGGCUUCCCGAUGCUCUCAUUUGACUGAUGCAGGCUUUACACUUUUAGCUCGGAACUGCCAUGACCUGGAGAAGAUGGAUCUUGAGGAGUGCGUCCUGAUAACGGACAGCACACUUAUCCAGCUCUCCAUUCACUGUCCCGAGCUGCAGGCCCUGAGCCUGUCCCACUGUGAGCUCAUCACAGAUGAUGGGAUCCUACACCUGAGCAACAGCACCUGCGGGCACGAGAAGCUUCGAGUGCUGGAGCUAGACAACUGCCUCCUCAUCACGGAUGUUGCCCUGGAGCACCUGGAGAACUGCCGGGGCCUGGAACGACUGGAGCUGUAUGACUGCCAGCAGGUCACCCGUGCAGGCAUCAAGAGGAUGCGGGCUCAGCUUCCUCACGUCAAAGUUCACGCCUACUUUGCUCCAGUCACCCCUCCCCCAGCAGUGGCAGGAAGCGGACAUCGACUAUGCAGGUGCUGUGUCAUUCUCUGACAGCAGCUGCUCAGCCCAAGGGGUGAUGAGAAGACUAGUCUUUUGACUGCUCGACCAUUACCCAAAUCUGUUGACUCUCCAUUGGGAAAGCAUUACAGGUAAAAGACUUCAGUACAGAUUGCAGUAACUCUGGUGAUACCCCUCACCUUUCCUUUGCUGUGAUGCACUCAAAUCAAAGCCUGUGUCAGUUAACUUGUGGCAAGAGUGGUCUGGGGCAACCAAGACCACACAAGAAACCUAGAGCCCUUCAGAGGUGGGUACCUACCUAUCAAGGUACACAAGCCUACCCUUGGCUUUGUCAGCAGUGCUAGCACUGAGCAGGACAAAACAGCCUGUUGGUUUUCUACCUGAUCCUUAAGCCGGUGGCCUACUUUAAUUCACAACGAUUCCAUUUUGAUUAGGACUUUUCCACUUUGAGAACUAAAUAGCACCUUUAUCAAAGUGACUGUACUGCAAACUCAGAACAUCUAAAUAGUUUUAUAUGUAGACACGUGUGUGAAAGGCAUGUUGUUAGAUUUCCAUAAGACACCAAAGAAAUGAGGCCUCUAAGCUGGGUGGAGCAGGAUCUUCACCUUUCUGUUGUAUCAAGUUGUCACAUCCAUCUCUAGGGACCAAAAACUGAACAAAGGCAGCUCUGUUUGAGUUGCCUGAUGGGAAAUUAUAAGCUCUAGCACAUGCUACAGCAUAUAGCGCAUUUUUGUUAAAGGAAAAAAAGCCAAUUAUGUCCACACUUCUCACAAAAUUUGGAGGAACCUUAAAGAAAUACAGAAUUAAGGUUUAAGUUAUAAUCAGUUAAAAUCAAUGAAUGGAUGCAUGUAGAAUGGAUGUGAUUCUUUUUCAAAUUUACUUUAAAUUUUUAGAAAUCAUACCAGAGCUAUUUUAAACCUUAUACAGAUAAAAUUCAGAUAAAGUGUUGGCACCUUUUAAACUCAUAAAAUAAAAAAAUCAAUAAACCAUUAUGAUGCAUAAUA